Molecule: messenger RNA, 982 nt
Organism: Beta vulgaris subsp. vulgaris (sugar beet)
Lineage: Eukaryota; Viridiplantae; Streptophyta; Magnoliopsida; Caryophyllales; Amaranthaceae
Product: cytochrome P450 81E8
Exons: 2
Molecular function (GO): monooxygenase activity; heme binding; oxidoreductase activity, acting on paired donors, with incorporation or reduction of molecular oxygen
Source: RefSeq, a predicted model, not a curated record
AGUAAAUCUCCGGCAACAUAAAGUCCAAAGUCUUACCACUGAAAAGUACACUAUUACAUGGACUAAAAAACAAGUCCAACAUAGAAAUCCAUAUAUAAAAGCAUGUAAAUUUGAUGUAGUUACACAAGAUCAAACCACAUUUAGCUAAAAAAACAGUACAAGAAUGGAAGUAUUCAAUUGGUUCACUUGUAUACUCCCACUUAUUUUCAUUUUGAUAGUUCAUAAAUUUCUAACUAAAGCAAAAAAUCUACCUCCUAGUCCUCCAUCUCUUCCAAUUAUAGGCCAUCUACACAUGCUAAAACGACCACUACACCAAACACUUCAUGAAAUCUCCACAACAUAUGGAGAAAUCUUACUUCUUAAGCUUGGUGUCCGUAAAGUCCUCCUUAUCUCCUCCCCUGCAGCAGUGGAGGAAUGUCUAGUAAAAAACGACUCGAUUUUCGCUGAUCGACCUGAUACUCUCGUUGGUAGGCUGCUUCAUUACAACAACACUUCGAUUGCGUUUUCGCCCUACAAUGAUCACUUCCGGACUCUAAAGAGGUUGUUGACACAAGAAGUGUUUUCUUCCACCAAGAUACCAUUAUACUCUAGUAUUCGACAGGAUGAAUGCAACCAUCUCGUCGCCAGUCUGUGGCAGGAAGCUGUCACUGAGAAGUCUGUGCAAGUGAAUUUGAAUGGGGGAAUCAAUGAUUUAGCUCUCAAUAUUAUGACUAAGAUGACUGCAGGGAAGAGGUACUACGGCAAGGAUGUGGAGGAUGCCAGUCAAGCAAAGCAAUUCAGUGAGAUAAUUAGGGAAGGAUCAGAUUUAAGUGCAGCUGACAAUCCCGGUGAUUUUCUACCCAUGUUGAAGUUUCUGUUUCGAGGUUUGGAGAAGCGGAUGGUUGCAUGGAUGGACAAUACCGAUAUCUUCUACCAACGACUCCUUGAUGAGCGCAAGAGUAUGGUUCAUAAGGGUGAUACAAAGGCAAUCAUAGAUGUUCUU